CUAAUUUGUAGAGGGCAUAAUAAAAUUUCCACUUUUUCUACACAAUCGGUAUUUCAAACCAUGGGACAUGAACUGUCUCUUGUCAAUAUUUUGGUUUUUCUUGUUAUAAAUUAAUAAUUUAUACAAAUUAUUUUUUCUUUUGCCAUGGAAUGAUUAUAUAUUAAACUAUUUGAUUUAUAUAUAUAUAUGGAAAUAUGGAUAUACAUACAAAAGGAAAUGAUGUUUAAAUUUUCAUUUACUCUAUAGUUCUUCGUAAAUAUAAAUUAAUUUACUUAUAAUAAAAUGAAGUGGCAUAAUGUGUUGGAAGAACUUACAUCUAAUUUGACAAAAAUGCAUGCUUUCAAGGAAAGGGUAAAACAUGAACAUGAAUUAAUGUCUUUAUUAUGGAGUGAUGAGAGCUCAAGAAAACUUGUGUCUUUAUGGUUAAAGCACUGUUACAAUAAAAAGGAAUCAAAAUCCAUAGCAUUAGCACGAAAUUUUAAAGAAAAAGGAAAUAAACAAUUUCAAGCUAAAAACUAUUCUAAGAGUAUAGAAUUUUACACAAAAUGUGCACUAUAUGCUCCAGCAAAGAGUUCUGAAUUACCAGUGGCUAUUGCAAAUCGAUCUGCAUCUUUAUUUUAUUUAAAUAGAUACCAUGACUGCAUAAAAGAUAUUGAACUAGCAAUUCAAUUUAAAUGUCCUAAGGAAAUACAUUACAAAUUACAUUUGCGUUUAGUGAAAUGUUACUUAAAAUUAGGUAAACCAGAUUUAGCAAAAGAAAUGAUUUCAAAAAUACGUACAUUAAUUAAUAAUCCCGAUUAUGUUACAUCUUCUAUGAAAGAUGAUGUUGAAAAACAAAUUUCUGAAAUAAAAUUCAAUGUAUCAAUCAUACAAGAGGAGAAAAAGAAUGUUUAUAGCUUGUUAGACUUAAAGUCUAAACUUAUGUUUGACGAAAAUCCUAAUUUUCCAUAUGCAUCAGUAAGCAUUGAUAGGAGAUACAAUGAAGAAUUAGGGAGACAUGUAAUAGCAAAUAGAUUUAUAAGGAAGGGUGAAAUCCUAUUUUUAGAAAAGCCUGUAAGCUUUGUAGUAUUAAAUCAUGAUACAAUGGAUCAUUUUUGUCAAAAUUGUAAUUAUUCUGACACAGACGUUCUUGUGCCAUGCACAGAGUGUUUAAUUACUUUUUAUUGCAAUGCUAAUUGCUUAAAUGAAGCAUGGUCUUCAUAUCAUCGUUGGGAAUGUCCUGGAAGUCAAAUGAAUCUAUGGAGAGAAAUUGGAAUAGGACAUUUAGCACUGAAAGUUUUACUUACUUGUGUGACCACAACAGAUACAAUUAAAUUUAAUGAAAUCCAAAACUUAAUAACUAAUUUUAAUAAGUUACCCAUAGAAGAUCUAAUAGUAUAUGGCAUUACAGCCAUGAUGCUUACUACAUAUUUAUUAGAAUACACUGACUUCUUUGAAAGAAAUAAUCUCAAUGAUCACCUUGCGAACAAAUUUUCUGAUAACAGUUUUAAUUCCAAUUUUGAUAUUAUAACGGAGAAUAAUAAACAUCUUUACAUAAGUUCUCUACUUUUGAAAUAUAUCCUACAACUUAUUUGUAAUGGACAUGCUGUUUCCAAGUCAGACAUAUUAUUAAACAAAGAUAAUUUUUAUAUGGAUCAACAAGAUAUUAUAGCUACAGGAAUUUAUCCAUCUGCAAGUAUAAUGAAUCAUUCUUGUGAUCCCAACAUACUUAACAUUUUUAUGGAUCAGUACCUGAUUGUUAGAGCAUUAAGAGAUAUUGCUACAAAUGAAGAAGUUUUUAAUUGUUAUGGUCCCCAUUACAGACAUAUGUCAAGAGAAGAAAGACAACAAAUACUGUCAAGUCAAUAUCAUUUUAUUUGUAAAUGUAAACCUUGCACUCAACCAGAUUUGCAAUAUUUCUUGGAAAGAUUUAGUGCUCUGAACUGCUUAAAAUGUACUGGUGCAUUGUGCAACAUUAAGAAUUCUUUAUUUUGUGUAGACUGUUUUGACAAACCUAUAACUUAUCAGCAAAAUAAAAUAAAACAAGCUGAUGCACUUUUUCAAGCAGCUGAAGAAUGUAUAGAUCAAGAAAAACUUGAAGAAGCAUUAAAUAAAUUUAAAAAAUGCUUACACAUUAGGAAGACAGUUUUAUAUAAAUAUAAUGAAAAUAUUGUAUUUGUCUUAAAUGCUAUAGCAGAACUUUAUAUCACUAAGGGUCAAUUGACGUGUGCUAUAGGAUGUGUAGAAAAUACAAUUGCAGCAGUUGCAGAAAGAUUUGGAUCUUUUAGUACUGAACUUUUAACUACACUAAUUAAACUUACAGAUUUAUGUGUUAUGUAUCUCCAAAAGGAAUCAGAUACUACUACAAGUACAUACAAAACCCUAUUUAGGACAACAUACAAAUAUCUGGACCAAGUAGAAGAGCUUGCAGAUUUUAAUUAUGGAUCAUGGAACAAAAUUUAUGAAGAUAUAAAAGGCAAACGAAAUAAAAUGAUCUCUAUUAUUUAAAAUAUUAUAUACAAU
This is a messenger RNA of Nomia melanderi (Alkali bee), 2502 nucleotides long. Its product is annotated as protein-lysine N-methyltransferase SMYD4. Gene Ontology annotation, molecular function: histone deacetylase binding. The record is from RefSeq and is a predicted model, not a curated record. Gene Ontology annotation, cellular component: cytoplasm; nucleus. Lineage: Eukaryota; Metazoa; Arthropoda; Insecta; Hymenoptera; Halictidae.